This is a messenger RNA of Dipodomys spectabilis (banner-tailed kangaroo rat), 982 nucleotides long. RefSeq names its product coiled-coil-helix-coiled-coil-helix domain containing 2 (gene Chchd2). The record is from RefSeq and is a predicted model, not a curated record. NCBI's taxonomy places the organism in Eukaryota, Metazoa, Chordata, Mammalia, Rodentia, Heteromyidae. Gene Ontology annotation, cellular component: nucleus; mitochondrion. Gene Ontology annotation, molecular function: sequence-specific DNA binding. Gene Ontology annotation, biological process: positive regulation of transcription by RNA polymerase II; mitochondrion organization. The transcript is spliced from 4 exons. Bases 86 to 550 code for a protein of 154 amino acids.
UCCGUCUUCCUCUCUCUGCGCAGUAGCUCCUGAGCGCUUCGUAGGUUUCGUUGUUGCUGGACGUGGUUCCUCGUCGGGGUCCAACAUGCCUCGUGGAAGCCGGAGCCGCACCUCCCGCGUGGCCCCACCGGCCAGCCGUGCCCCUCAGAUGAGAGCUGCACCCAGGCCUGCUCCUGCAGCCCAACCUCCAAUGGCAGCCCCAGCAUCUGCUGUGGGCUCUCCUGCAGCUACUCCCCGGCAGCCUGGGCUGAUGGCCCAGAUGGCGUCCACAGCCGCUGGUGUAGCUGUGGGCUCUGCCGUUGGGCACACACUGGGCCAUGCCAUCACUGGCGGCUUCAGUGGAGCUGGUAAUGCUGAGCCUGCCAGGCCAGACAUCACUUAUCAGGAGCCCCAGGGAACUCAGAUGGCGCAGCAGCAGCAGCUUAGUGGCCCAUGCUCCUAUGAAAUAAAGCAGUUUUUGGAGUGUGCCCAGAACCAGGGUGAUUUUAAGCUCUGUGAGGGCUUCAAUGAGGUGCUGAAGCAGUGCAGAAUUGCAAAUGGACUAGUUUAACCGUGAAGUUCAAGUUGAAGAAAUGGAAAAUCAUCUCUGAUGACCAAGUUAAUUUAACAUGGAAAUGUAAUUGGUAGUGACACUAUAGAGUGUAAAACUAUAAGUUAACUUCUUGUUGUUAAUUGCAUAGUUGCCUCAAGAGUGGCCAUGGAAGAGGGUAUUGUAACUCUUAAUACAGGUUCACUGAGAUGGUAUAGAGUUGGGGCUGACAGGUGUUUGUGUGGCCUUCAUUGUUCUGAUGUUAUUUUGAGUUAAUUAUAAUAAACUGAUUUCUUCCAAGGUGUGGUGUGGUGGUAUAUUUAAUGAAAAGACAAAAAUUAGGUAUGCAUGCUGAAUAUAAUGUAAUUCCCAACAGAAUACAGUUGUCUUGGUGUGUCUUUCAGUUCUUUUGGUCUGUAACCUCUGGACAUUAAAUUAGCAUCUACCAAGCCA